AUGUCCGAUUUCGAUGAGUUUGAGAAGCAGUUAAGCGAAAAUCGGCAAGAGCGGGAGAAGGAGCGACACAAGAAGCGUAGCCGCAGCCGGUCUCUGAGCCGUGGCGAGAAGCACCGCCGCUGGAGCAAGGACUCCAGGGGGCGGAGUCACGAGAAGCGCAGCAGCAGCCGCGACCGCAAGGGUCGUGACCGACGGAGCAGCUCACGCGAGCACAAGAAGCACAGCUACUCUCCUCGGAGAAGCCGUAAGAAAAGGACAUACAAGUACUGGGAUGUUCCCCCUCCGGGAUUCGAGCACAUCACCCCCAUGCAGUACAAGGCAAUGCAAGCUGCAGGGCAGAUCCCCACGAUAGCUUUACUGGCAACAUCCACCACCAGCGGCGUGGCAGUGACGCCCACCCAGGUGCCGAUGGUCGGCAGCCAGAUGACCCGGCAGGCCAGGCGGCUUUAUGUCGGCAACAUCCCCUUCGGCCUGACGGAGGAGGCCAUGGCGGAUUUCUUCAAUACCCAGAUGCGAUUGGCUGGCUUAUGUCAAGGUCCCACCAAUCCCGUCCUCGCUGUUCAGAUAAACCAGGACAAGAACUUUGCCUUCCUUGAAUUUCGGUCCGUGGAUGAGACCACGCAGGCAAUGGCCUUCGACGGCAUCAUUUUCCAGGGUCAGUCGUUAAAAAUCAGGCGGCCCCACGACUAUCGCCCCCUGCCUGGCAUCUCAGAGCAGCCCGCCUUCCACGUACCAGGGGUCGUCUCCACCGUGGUUCCAGACUCGCCACACAAGCUCUUUGUCGGAGGCCUGCCCAACUAUCUCAGUGACGAUCAGGUGAAGGAACUCUUGACGUCGUUCGGACCUCUUAAGGCCUUCAACCUUGUGAAGGACAGUGCCACGUCACUGUCUAAGGGUUAUGCUUUCUGUGAAUACGUGGACAUCAGUGCCACUGACCAGGCCGUGGCUGGACUCAAUGGCAUGCAGCUCGGAGACAAGAAGCUCAUCGUCCAGCGGGCAAGCGUGGGGGCUAAGAAUGCCAACGCUACGGCCAUCAUCGAGACGCCGGUGACGCUGCAGGUUCCAGGGCUGCAGCGGCUGCAGAGCUCCGGCAUGCCCACGGAGGUGCUGUGCCUCCUCAACAUGGUCAUGCCCGAGGAGCUGGUGGACGACGAGGACUACGAGGAGAUCCUGGAGGACAUCCGGGAGGAGUGUUGCAAGUACGGCAACGUGCGCUCCAUCGAGAUUCCGCGGCCCGUCGAUGGCGUGGAGGUGCCUGGCUGUGGC
Brienomyrus brachyistius is the source of this 1266-nucleotide messenger RNA. Its product is annotated as splicing factor U2AF 65 kDa subunit-like. Gene Ontology annotation, cellular component: commitment complex; U2-type prespliceosome; nuclear speck. Gene Ontology annotation, biological process: mRNA processing. Gene Ontology annotation, molecular function: poly-pyrimidine tract binding; pre-mRNA 3'-splice site binding. The transcript is spliced from 10 exons. The record is from RefSeq and is a predicted model, not a curated record. NCBI's taxonomy places the organism in Eukaryota, Metazoa, Chordata, Actinopteri, Osteoglossiformes, Mormyridae. The annotation marks the transcript as partial.